CACCCUUCGAACUCCCCCUCUUACAUAUUCUUAGUGCAAGUUCUCUCUCUCUCUCUCUGUUUUGUACAAUGGAAAAUGCUGCUAAAGUUCAGCAUGUGAGUAAAGCAUCUUCAGAUGAACUGCUGAGAAAAUUUGCCGAAGUGGGUUCUGAGUCUGAUGGAAAGGGUUUGGCUAAGAAAGAGUUACGAUUGUCGAAACGUCGGAAAAGGACCGGAACAACAAAUGAAGGUGAUCAUUGCGAGAGUCCAUCAAAUGGUAGUACCACCUUGGUGGAGAGGAAGUCACUUCUCCCUCCGGCAACUCGGAGGAGAUCGGUGGCAAUAAUUCGGCGCCUUGGGAUUGGCAGCUUCAAGCUCAGAGCAAGAGAUCUACAGAACAAGUCCAUUAUGCGAACGAUUGAGAAGACAUGGCGUAAAACCAUGGAAGGAGCUUCAAGGGUCUUACUGGAAAAGCAUUACAAUCGGCACAAACGCUUGAUAAAUGACAUUGCUUAGGCCAAGUUUAUCACUCAAAGGGGAAAAGGCUAGGCCCCUUGGCAUUAGCAUCUCACAGACUCAAACAAUUCAUUUAUGUGUUUGUUUGUUUGUUAUCUACAUCGAAAUAAUAAUAAUAAUAAUGUGUUGUUAGUUGUUAUAAAAUCUAUUCCUGACCCCUAAAGUUUACUUUAUUGGAG
Ilex paraguariensis (yerba mate) is the source of this 673-nucleotide messenger RNA. The record is from the annotation of a GenBank genome assembly. NCBI's taxonomy places the organism in Eukaryota, Viridiplantae, Streptophyta, Magnoliopsida, Aquifoliales, Aquifoliaceae.